Messenger RNA from Diabrotica virgifera virgifera (western corn rootworm), 1240 nucleotides. RefSeq names its product mitochondrial dicarboxylate carrier-like. Lineage: Eukaryota; Metazoa; Arthropoda; Insecta; Coleoptera; Chrysomelidae. The record is from RefSeq and is a predicted model, not a curated record. The coding region runs from base 208 to 1149 and encodes 313 amino acids. The transcript has a single exon. Gene Ontology annotation, biological process: thiosulfate transport; oxaloacetate transport; phosphate ion transmembrane transport. Gene Ontology annotation, molecular function: sulfate transmembrane transporter activity; malate transmembrane transporter activity; succinate transmembrane transporter activity.
CUGUAUCCAUAAUCUCUCAUUUUGUAUGUCAGUCCUUCAUGCCACACUCUAUCAAAGGCUUUGCUUACAUCCAGAAAGGCUGCUCCCGUAUAUUGUUGGUCAUUGAAUCCAGCCAUGCCAAAAGUGAAGAAAGAAGAAAAUUGCAUGUAAAUUACCUUUUUAAGGUUACUGUCAAUUUGACGUCUUAAGUAUGUAAUAAAUAAUGGUAUGAAAGUAACAGAAAAUUCCAGUGAACAUAAAUAUAAAAUUCAAGAAGUAUAUUCACGUGAAGACCCUAAACUACCAAGAUGGUACUUUGGAGGUAUCGCAGGAGCAGCCACCGUUUUGGUAACCCAUCCCAUAGAACUACUAAAAGUCCUAAUACAAGUUCAAAAAGCACGAUCAAAACCCACAACCAAAAUGGUUCGAAAGAUAAUCAAAACUGAGGGCUUUCUAGCAUUUUAUUCUGGUCUAUCAGCUUCAAUUUCUCGUCAGUUAACAUAUUCCACCGCCAAAUUUGCGCUAUAUGAGCAAGCGAAAUACUAUAUGGAUAUGAACAACUUUUCUUCCAAAGUAAUGGCAGGAGCAGUAUCAGGAUUUGUUGGAGGUUGGGUUGGAGUUCCUGCAGAUAUAGUAAAUGUAAGGAUGCAAAGUGAUAUAAGAAGAAACUCCAAGUAUAGAAGAAAUUAUCGAAAUGUUGUACACGGACUCAUGGAAAUAUACCAAAAGGAAGGAUUUGUCCAAAUUUAUAGAGGAUCCACCAUGGCAUGUAUGAGAUCGGUGUUGCUGAGUGUUGGACAACUUUCGAUAUACGAUGAACUUCAAAUAAUUACUCUUAGAACAGGCUUGGUUAACGAUAACCUUCUAACUCAUUUGACCUGUAGUCUUAUUGCUGGAAUCGCUGCUUCUCUGCUCUCACAGCCAUUUGAUAUGAUCAAAAUCAAGCUGAUGAAUGCAGAGCCUGGAGAGUAUAAAGGAGUUUGGGACUGUGUACGCCACACCAGUAAAAGUGGUCCAAGAGCUUUUUUUAAAGGUGUGGUUCCAUCUGCUGUUAAGAUUAUCCCAAAUACUGUAAUAGGUUUUAUCGUGUAUGAACAGUUGAUUAAGUAUUUUGGUUAUGUUCCUCGGAAAGAUUUAAAUAAAGUUUUGGACUCUUCUGGACAGAAAUAACCACAGUUUUUGUGCAUUGCGUCAACAUUUUAAGCUGUCUAAUAAAGUAUGUUUGUCUUAAAAUUCCUAUACUAUAAAAACUAAAUAAAAA